Eurytemora carolleeae is the source of this 1064-nucleotide messenger RNA. RefSeq lists its product as uncharacterized. The record is from RefSeq and is a predicted model, not a curated record. Bases 93 to 899 code for a protein of 268 amino acids. The transcript has 12 exons. Lineage: Eukaryota; Metazoa; Arthropoda; Copepoda; Calanoida; Temoridae.
AAAAUGACGAAUAGAAAAUACAAAACUGAUCAGAAAAUCACCUAAGAAAUUUGGAACAUAAUCGGAAACACAGGAAGAGUUGAAGAAAGAUAAUGUUUUUGCUGUUGCUUCUGGCUUUUUUUCCUGUUCUAUCUAGUGUUUCAAGUCUGAGGGUUAUGCCGGACGACAAGAAAGUCAAGUAUGUAGAAGUGGGCGAUGAUCUUUCUUUAGCUUGCGACUACACACUCGAAGGAGAUACAUUAUACAGUAUUAAGUGGUACAGAGAUAACGAUGAGUUUUUUCGGUAUCAACAGGACAAAAAUUCAACCAGUAUUUACCCCUUGGACGGGCUCAACGUAGACGACUACUCAUCGAAAACUCACAUUUUAGUAAAGAAUGUUAGUCUAGCGACCUCUGGUAACUUUAAGUGUGAAAUUUCCGGUGGAGGACCAAGAUUUCCUACAGCUGUGCUUAACUCUAAAGUUGUUGUGGUUGAUCUGCCGAAGACCCGGCCAACCAUAUCUGGAGUUCAGGCUAGGUACUACCUGGGUGAUGAAGUGAUUGCUACCUGUUGGUCUGGAUACUCAUACCCAUCACCACAAUUCAAGUGGUGGAUAAACGACAGUGCAGCAGAUCCUGCUGUAGUCCGUGUGCUGGCAGAUGGGUCAGCUGCUCAGCUCAGAUUUAAGAUAAAAGAGAACCAUUUGUUUGGAGAUUCUCUUCGUUUGAAGUGUACUGUAGAAAUCCUCAACAUUUAUUGGAUGAGCAGUGAAGAAGAGGCGAAAAUCCUCCAAUCACCGGGCUUCUCACUACCUGCUUUCUCAAAACCAAUGUUCUCAUCAGACUCUCGCAACCUCUCAUCCAAGGUUUCGUCAAUACUCAUAUCUCUACGAUUAGUCUCCAUUUUGUUAAAUCUGUAAUGUAUACAGAUCAUUUUACUAAUCAUGUAUACAAUCCAGUUUUUUUUCAUAGUAUAAUGUAUAUGUACAGCUUAUGUACCUUCAUAUUAAUCUGUACAAGUUGUGUACAGUCAAUAGUUUAACAGUUAGAAUGGCUUUAUCGCUAGAAUAAAGGGAAGAAAUAAA